Messenger RNA from Phytophthora sojae, 573 nucleotides. RefSeq lists its product as hypothetical. NCBI's taxonomy places the organism in Eukaryota, Oomycota, Peronosporomycetes, Peronosporales, Peronosporaceae. The transcript has 2 exons. The record is from RefSeq and is a predicted model, not a curated record. The coding region runs from base 1 to 573 and encodes 190 amino acids.
AUGGACGUCGUGUGCUCUUUUGGACGCAGCGUGGAUGUGGACGGCGACGAGUGGAUCGAUCUGGGGCUGCCACCCACUCCGCGUGGGGGUGAGGAUGACGGUACCGAACUAUUGUCUCUGACUCCUGGCGAGAUGCGGACUGCAGACAUUGACGACAAGAACCCUUUUGCGGCGGCUGGAGAAACCUCGAACAAGCCGGUGGCUGCUGCUGUAUCGACUCCGCAGCCUUUGCCAGAGCCUGAGCCAGCUAACAAGACGCAACGAAAGCCUAUCGCGACUAAGUUGGCGCGUGACCCAAACAUCGAGUCGAUCCCAGAGCGCAAAAAGCCGAGUCCAGCCCCACCUGCCCCCGUAGUCAAGUCCAAGGCAGCGAGGUCGAAAGAGUUGUUUAUGCUGCUUACACGCAAGCGUCUGCUGCUGCAGCUGUACGAGCUGUCGUACUCUGUCAAGCUGUUGGGCUCGAUCGCACUGCUCAACCCGCUGCAUUCGUACCUGGCGUUCGAAGGCCUGGGGGAAAGGCCCACUCAGGAUCCCGGCGCUCAAGGCUUCCGACAUCUUUUGGCGUUGAUGUAA